AUGCAUACCCGUAACCUCAGCACCUUGCCGAGCUAUGCCACACCAAAAGCACAAAUGAAUAACAUUUCGGGACUGUCAGCUCAGCGCCCGCAGCAGGCAGGGCCGCAGAGGAGCCCACGCUGCUCGGAAGCAGCCCCGCAGACAAGGCGCACACCGCGCCGCCGUCUCGCCCGUCCCGGGGCCGGGCCCCGGGGCCGGGCCCCGGGCCCGGGCACGCACCGCGCCAGCUGCAGCGGCUACGCUAGCCGGGCCCGCCUGUUCUGCCUGCGGAUGCCACAACAAAGGGACGGCGGCGAUCGGGCGGUGCCGCCGCGCCGGCAACCGGGACGAUGCUCCCUUCAGCCGGCAAAACGGCAAGAAGGCCCCGCGCAGCAGGGCCGUGCCCCCCCGCCAGGAACGGGGAGCGAAUCUCGGCUGAUCCUCGUAAAAGCGGCCCCGCGGUCGGCGGUCCCGCCGGACAGCGCCUACCUCACAGCACAGCGACCGCAGCCUCGGCUCCGCCGCCCCCCACAGCCAACCCCCCUCGACUCCUCCCCGCCCGGCUGCUCCCAGCCCCGCCACGACGCUGUCCCCCGCCCUCCGUCCCGCCCGCAGACACUCACCUGA
Pogoniulus pusillus (Red-fronted tinkerbird) is the source of this 606-nucleotide messenger RNA. Its product is annotated as basic proline-rich protein-like. NCBI's taxonomy places the organism in Eukaryota, Metazoa, Chordata, Aves, Piciformes, Lybiidae. Bases 1 to 606 code for a protein of 201 amino acids. The record is from RefSeq and is a predicted model, not a curated record. The transcript has 2 exons.